AUGUAAAGGUAGUAGUCUUAUUUUAACAGCUACACCAAUGAUGAGGACUGUGAUCUUCAUUCAUUCAGUAUGGAUGAUAGAGAUCAUGACAGACACAGAUUUAAUAUGAAUCUAGAAAAUGAACCACUCUGGGACAAGCAAGAUCAGGAUGAAUUCGAUCUUGCAGCUAUAUAAUCACCUCAUCAGUAGGAGAUUAAUCAAAAUCAAAACAUUUGCUAUUGCUUCAUGUGCCCCAAUAGUUAACAUCACAAUCACGAAGGAUACCUGGACGAUGAUGAUAGAACUUACUUUGACCCUAGAGAGCCAUCUACAGAGUUUUAAGACUACUUCGGUGAACUCUCUGAUGAACCACAAGAGGAUGAUUGCAAUUGCGGUUGUGGCAGAGAUUAAGACAUGGAAGUUGAUCAUGGGUUAGACUCAACUUUCCAUACAUUCUUAGGUGAAAAGGAAUUAAACUCUCAGACUUUGACUCAACUAGAAGUUGAUUAAAUGAUGGAAGGCUACGAUAUAUUUAAUGAAGAUUCACUAUGCCUUAAUACUUAUGCUCAAUUACAGGAUCUUUCUGAGACUUCCUCAAUAGCUGAUAGUAUUUUCAAAAACGAAUCUAAGAUACGUGUAAAAUUCAAAAACUAAGGCUACCUCAGUAAAUAAUAUCUUGAAUUUCAUAAUCAAAAUGCCAGCAACAGGAGACUAAGCUUUAACUAUAAUAAUAGUACUCUCUUAGAAGAGGAAAAAUUGUUGUUCAAUAACUGCUUCAACGAAUUUUAAAAUGGAGAGUUCAUUUAUGAUCACAAUGAUCCAGAGGGGUAAAUCACCAAUUUGGGAUUCGGAAGUCGAAGAAUUAUAGAAGUCAACCCUUACGAGAUGAGUAGGGAUGAAAUCAGACAAAGAUAGAGCCAAAUGUUUGAGGAAGAGAAGAUUCCCAAGCCAGUCUUUGAAGCUCGAAACCCGACAUAGGAAUAUUUUGAGCAAUUGGACUAAGCUUUAAUAGCUAAUUCAAAUGCACCUCCGACAAAUUCUCAUGCCUAAAAUGACAAAUAUUACAAGAAGUUCGACUUCUUCUACAAGAGAACCUGCUUCAGACUCAUGAGUGAGUACUUCAAGCACCUGUUCUCCCCCUAUUAGAAAAUUUGGGUUGACCUCAGAAAAAAGACCUCAAUUCAGAAAUUAUUAGUAAACUUUGCUAAUGAAUACUUUGGAGAGUUCCUUGAAAGCGUUCCCUCCGGAUUCAGACAAGAAUUCUUAGCCUAACUCACAGGCUUGGUGCAUUCUCACAGACACAACAAGAAGGAGGAGCAAUUCAUCGUUGAGAAGCCCAUUGAUUUCGACAUUAUCAGAGAUACUAUGUAUAAGUACAGCAAGAAAGCUCAGGAGAAGUUCUUCAACAUCCCUAUUCUAUGCUAUUUCUUCAUCUGGUUUGCUCAAAGUGAAGAUGGUCUCUUGUUUACUGAGGAAAAGUUUGCAGAUAAAGGACCAGAGUACAUCGAAAGAAUGAGACAAGAACUAGAUGAACUUAAAAUCGAAGCCAUCAAAAGUCUUCAGAAGAAAAAUAACAACUAAUGCACAAUGCUUAUCCAGAAUCUAAAACUAUGA
Messenger RNA from Stylonychia lemnae, 1593 nucleotides. The record is from the annotation of a GenBank genome assembly. Lineage: Eukaryota; Ciliophora; Spirotrichea; Sporadotrichida; Oxytrichidae.